GCAAAAAAAUGUUGAAAAAAAACUAUUUUAUAAGAUAUAAAGGAUCAAAACUUCACUAUAUUAUAAAAAAAAAAUGUAAAUAUGAAGUUCAUUCGUCACAAGUUCAAGAGGGUAUUAGAAAAAUUUGUUACAAGUUACUACCCUUAGAAGUAAUUGGAAAUCAAAAGAAUAAUAAAAAAAUUUUGAAAGCUUGGAAACAUUUUGUAAAAACUUCUCAAACUGAACCUUUUAAUUUAUUAAAUUUAGUAAAUAGUUUAAAUCUUAACUCAAUAACAUGGAUACAAUCAAUUGACAAUACAAGCCAUAAAUUUAUUUUAAUAGGCAAGUUUAUUAAGUGGCUGUUUCAAUUUCUCAUAGCUAUAGUUGAAAAAGUAUUUCAUGUCACUCAUAUUCAAGGAGAAAAGGUUUUCAUUUUUAUUGAAGAUUGGGAAAAACAAAAAAGUGAUUAUAUUAAAUCAAUGUGUCAAAAACCUGUACUACAAUGGAUUAGUCCUAUAACUAAAUAUACUGAGGUUCAAAGUAGAUUAAACUUUAUUCCAAAGCGAGAUAAUCUCAGGCCUAUUACAACACAUAGAUUUACAGAUCAUGAAAAGCAUAUAUUGAAAUUACUUAAUACUCUGUUAAAAUAUUUAUACCAAAUAAAUUACCAAAAAGAAAGUAAGUCAUUCAACGAAUAUUUCACUGUUACUUUCAAAAAUUAUAAGUGUGAAAACAAUGAUAUUUUUAUUGUAUCUUGUGAUAUUUGUGAUGCUUAUGGUUCAAUACUGCAAGGGAAAUUAUUUGAUAUGGUACAAAUAAUGUUUCAAACAUUAGCUACAAACAUAACAUUCAAGUAUGAAAUAGUACGAAAGAGAAAAAUAUACCAAAUUAUAACUGAAGAUACAAAUGUUUUCUCUUAUGAUCCAGAAAAAUAUGAAACUGUUAACAAACAUGUCUUAUUGCAAGCUUUAAAGAAAUACAUUUUCCAAAUGAAAGUGGCAUAUAAGAAGAACUUGUACAAUAUCAAUAGAGGAAUUACACAAGGACUAUUGAUAUCUAGUAUCUUAUGCCAGAUAUAUUAUACUCACAUGAAUUUAAAAUAUUUUGCCAAUUUGGAAAAAUAUGGUCAUCUAUUUAAAUAUGUUGAUGAUUAUUUGUAUAUAACUAACAAAUUAGAUUAUGCAAAAAGAUUUUUAGGUAUAGUUGAAAAAGGCAUACCAGAAUACAAUUGUUAUUUUAACAAAUCAAAGUUAGAACAUAAUUUAAAUCCACACAGGUCCCAAAAGAUUCGAUAUUUAGGAUGGAAAUUUGACUCAAAAUCGUUGGAAGUAGAGCCUAUCUAUAAAUCAACAAGAUAUUCAAUUUACUUCAAUACAAUAACUAUUACGACGUUUCCAUUCAAAUUGAAACACCUAGCGUCGUUAAAGCUAAAUAAACUCAUGCUUACAAAACAUAUAAAUAGUAGUCAAAAGAUAUUUGAAAAUGUUACAAUGAUAUCUCGACGUCAAGCUGAGCGAUGCUUCGCACUCUUGAGCUGUUUACACGAUACCCAAAACCAAAAAAUUACUCUAGAUUCUAUCAUUAAAGUCAAUUUAUACAUGUUACGAAAAAUUGAACUUUUUACGAACUGGAAUAAUUAUGAAAAAACUAGAAACAGGCAAACACUGAAGUACGUCAUUUGGAGUUCUUUCUAUAACGUUUUUAGAAAAAGAUACGAUAUUUUUUCUUAUCUUACGAACGAGUUCAAAAAAUUGAUGAAAAUGAAGUGUAAAAGAAGAAAACGGAUAGUAAAAAAGUUUAUGUGAAUACGAAAAUUAUUUUAUUACUUGUUAAAAUAAAACUUUGCAACAU
This is a messenger RNA of Phymastichus coffea, 1830 nucleotides long. RefSeq names its product telomerase reverse transcriptase-like (gene Tert). Lineage: Eukaryota; Metazoa; Arthropoda; Insecta; Hymenoptera; Eulophidae. Gene Ontology annotation, molecular function: telomeric repeat DNA binding; telomerase RNA binding. Gene Ontology annotation, biological process: telomere maintenance via telomerase. The record is from RefSeq and is a predicted model, not a curated record. The transcript has 8 exons. Gene Ontology annotation, cellular component: telomerase catalytic core complex. Bases 9 to 1784 code for a protein of 591 amino acids.